UUUUAUUAACAUCGUAUGACGACAAACGGCCGACCCCCAGCAGAUAAUUCAUCAAUCGCAGAAAAAAACGAGUGAAAAACAAGUGAAAUUUUGUUGAUUUCAAAUAAGAAGUCUCUCAAAAUAACACAUUUAAAUUAUAAAUACAUUUCAUCAUUCGUAUUCAUUAUUUUACUCGACAACAAGAUAAACCUUUUCAAUGUGUUAUUGAAGAAAAACACGCAUCACGAGAAUAAAAUAAGUAGAAAAAGGUUUAUCUGCAACUCACAAUAGAAACAACAAAGAUGAGUGGGGAAAAUAGUGAAAACUUUCGAAGUGCCGUCCUAAAUGAGCCCGUCAUAACAGCUGGUGGUGGUGUCCCGACUUCAGGGGGUGUAAUGCGCACUCCCUUUGGCAAUGUCAGGGCUCUGGGGCCACAAUUACCACCGUCGAUUCCACCACCUCCGAUGAGAGCUUCAUUUGCUGGUCCCGCAGGAGGAUAUUUACAACAGCAAAACUCUUUUGGUUUUAUGAGUAAUCCCUACAUGACAGCUGGAGGAGGUUACGGCGGUGGGUAUGGUGGGGGAUUUAACACAUUUGGCGGAGGUGCUUAUGGUGGUGCUGGUGGUGCUUUUGGGGGAUAUGGUGGCUCUUAUGGUAGAUACGGAAUGAAUCCAGCUGAUCCCGAACAAAGAUUCAUUCAAUUAGCCGAGAAUAGCGCACGUCCGACCUUCCAGAGCAUAGAGUCUCUGGUGUCGGCCAUUGGAAACAUUGCUCAAAUGUUGGACUCGACGUUCUUCGCUAUAACAAGCUCAUUCAGAGCUAUUCUAGGGGUCGCAGCUAACUUUGGUCGACUGAGGACAGUGUUUGGCCAGUUCUGGCAAACAUUCGCCAUAUUUAGAGGACUGAAUUGGAUCUAUAGAAAACUUCUCUAUUGGCUGAGAAUAUCAAAUCUUGACCCCUCGUCGUUGGCCUUCAAAGAGGCAUUUGCUGCUGCCUUGAAACAAACUUCAGCCAAUCCAGGGCCAGCCUUACCCAGAAAGGGAGCAUCGCCUUGGCCAGUAUUAGCAUUUAUAAGUUUUAUAUUUACGGCGCCAUAUCUGAUUAUGAAGCUGAUAGGGACCGUUACAGAGACAGCUCUCGAAGAAACUCGCAAUCCACAAAAGUGGGUGAAUCCCCUUGAAGCAACAGCCUCCUACGAUUUCCAAGCUAGAAAUCAAUCUGAAUUAUCAUUCCAAGCAGGACAACGCAUUCUAGUUGCACCCAAAGAAAUACAAAAUACCCAUCAACUGAUGAGCAGCGGUUGGGGUCUUGCAACUAUAGAUGGUCAAACAUCAGGUCUCGUUCCAAUUAACUACCUUAAAACACCAUCACAAGUUCGUCAAUCUACGACAAUACCAAUAGAAAACAGUAUUCCUGUGAUUGUUCCAGAUACAAAUCAACAUCCUCAAUUACCAAAUCUGGGAGUUAGUGAUUUUGGAAAAGCUCCUCAAUUGAUAAGCAUUGAGAAUCCGAACCCUAAUUCGACCGAUCAGGAAAUUAGUCCACUCAUGGACUAAAUAUUGUCAUUUUCUUUUUAUUCUAAUUUUAAUUUAAGUUGGUUUAAUGUUCAAAAUCAAAUGGUAUAAGACAAAGUCGUGUGUCGGAUUAUUAUUGUUCAUCCAUUCUAUGUCAUGUUUAAUUUUAACGAAUUUCUUAUUUUGUAAGAUUGGUAUUUACGUCUUUAUAUUAUUUAAAAAACAAACAAACACUAAGAAAACAAAAAAAAAUAAAGUAGCACAAUCAGGUGUUAAAGUAAAAACAAACAAA
Molecule: messenger RNA, 1785 nt
Organism: Eupeodes corollae
Lineage: Eukaryota; Metazoa; Arthropoda; Insecta; Diptera; Syrphidae
Gene: Pex13
Product: peroxisomal membrane protein PEX13
Exons: 3
Coding region: 282-1535 (417 amino acids)
Biological process (GO): protein import into peroxisome matrix, docking
Cellular component (GO): peroxisomal membrane; peroxisome; peroxisomal importomer complex
Molecular function (GO): protein binding
Source: RefSeq, a predicted model, not a curated record